Molecule: messenger RNA, 2292 nt
Organism: Oncorhynchus tshawytscha (Chinook salmon)
Lineage: Eukaryota; Metazoa; Chordata; Actinopteri; Salmoniformes; Salmonidae
Product: hsp90 co-chaperone Cdc37
Exons: 9
Coding region: 207-1382 (391 amino acids)
Biological process (GO): protein folding; protein stabilization
Cellular component (GO): cytoplasm
Molecular function (GO): heat shock protein binding; protein-folding chaperone binding; protein kinase binding
Source: RefSeq, a predicted model, not a curated record
AAGCAAACAGAGCUUUCUAGAAAAUACUUCUGAGCUGAAGCAACGAGUGGAGUGCGGGCGGGUUCUCUGGGCAAGCUUAGCUCACACUUUCUCUCUUUUCAACAGGACCAAAGUUGACAUUUUUCUCUUUACACGUCAGUCCAUUUCGUGUGCCGUUGUUGCGUGGACUUUCCCACGGAAAGAGAAGGAGGAGAGAGAGCUAGAAGAUGACGUCCAGGACUAUUGAUUACAGUGUGUGGGACCACAUCGAAGUGUCGGAUGACGAGGAUGAGACUCACCCCAAUAUCGACACGCCGAGCCUCUUCCGAUGGAGGCAUCAGGCGCGUGUGGAGAAACAGGUGGCCUUCGAGGAGAAAGGAGAGGAGCUGGAGAGGAACAUGGCAGAGUGUAAGAGACGUCUGGAAGAGGUGCAGUACAGAGUGAAGGAGUUAGAGCAGGAAGGAAAGAAGGAGGGAGAGGAGGAGAGGAAGACGGCGUUGAGCAAAGCCCAGGCCGAGGAGAAGAAAUACAGAAAGGAUCAACGCUUGUGGGAGAAGAAGAUGGAGGAACAUCGGAGAGAGGAGAAAAAGAUGCCUUGGAACGUUGACACGCUCAGCAAAGAGGGAUUCAGCAAGAGUAUGUUGAACAUCAAACCGGAAGUGACAGAAGAGACGGAGGAACAGAAGGAGGAGAAACACCAGACUUUUGUAGAUAAACACAAGAAAGAGAUCAAACACUUUGGUGAGUUUCAACGACACACAACUAAACCAUUUAAUAUCUGUUAUAACACCACACAACUAAACCAUUUAAUAUCUGAGGGGGGGGCUAACUUCCUGGUUAUCAUGUGUAUCGACCUGGAGGUGGAGGAGAAACAUGGUUUGAUGGAUCAGGUAGCCCAUCAGACCAUAGUGAUGCAGUUCAUCUUAGAGUUGGCUAAGAGCCUGAAGAUCGACCCUCGAGGAUGUUUCAGAGAGUUCUUCCAAAAGAUCAAGACUGCAGACCAGCCCUAUCAGGAGGCCUUUACUGAUGAGCUGGAGUCCUUUAAAGAGAGAGUUCGAGGCAGGGCUAAGAUCAGGAUACAAAAGGCUAUGGAGGAGUAUGAGGAGGAGGAGAGACAGAACAGACUGGGGCCAGGUGGACUGGACCCUGUGGAGGUCUACGAUACUCUGCCAGAGGAAAUGAAGAAGUGUUUUGAUGAUAAAGACAUCUCAAUGCUGCAGGAAGCUAUCAGCAAGAUGGACCCCAUGGAGGCAAAGGGCCACAUGAAGAGGUGUAUUGACUCAGGACUCUGGGUUCCCAACGCCAAUACCGACAACGAAGAGGACAAAGAAGAAGACGAGGAAGAGGACAAAGAAGAUGAGGAAGAACCAGAGAAGGAGGGAGAGGCGGAGGAGGAGAAAUGACUCUGUCAUGAAUUGAAUCCUUCCUUUAGACUUUUGACCUUUUCAGACCUAGCUACACCAUUUACUAGCGUUAGCUUGUCUUAUUGAAAACAUGCUGUGAAGAUGCUAACUUCCCUAGCGUUAAUUGGGCUAGUAUCGCUAGCAUUAGCCUGACCCAUUGAAAACCUGCACCGGGCCAGUAUUUACAGAGUCAGCUCUAGGAUCAGAUUCCCCUCUCCAAUCCUGACGUUGACCAUUUGUGGAAAAUGCUAAACUUCCCCCUGCUCCAGUUUCUACCCAUAAUCCCUUUCUCCAUGUCCCCAUCUUUAUAUUAACCCACCACCUCACUUCUACCCAUAGUCCCUUUCUCCAUGUCCCCAUCUUUAUAUUAACCCCCCCCUGCUCCAGUUUCUAUCCAUAGUCCCUUUCUCCAUGUCCCCAUCUUUAUAUUAACCCCCCUCACUUCUUACCCCUGUCGUCUCUUCUACCCAUAAUCCCAUCUUUAUAUUAACCCCUCGCACCUCAUUUCCGGUUUAAUAGCACAUGAUCUGUUUGGUUUUGUUAUUCAUAAUUUGUUUGUUUUAUUUUAUAGGCGUUGUUCCACCCUCCACUCCCUCCCCUUCUAGUCACCUAGAACUCAGAACCGGCUUUUGAAAUGUUACCAAGAACUUAGAACCGCUACCCAACCAAUCUCACCUCCAUCCCCUCUGAACCAAACUAUCUCUCUCUCUCAGGCCUCUCUCUGUCUCUCCGCAUGGGUCAAACCGUGUCAAACCGGUUUAAACCAGAUGAAACAGGUUAAAACCAGUGCAAUUCUGAUUGGAGCUCCUCGCUGCAGAUGGGACAGAAUGGGUGUGGUCUGUCAGUUGACUCCACCCCUUUCGUUAUUACAGUUGUAAUCUUGCUUAGUAAAGUUGGGCUGCAAAAACAA